Messenger RNA from Culicoides brevitarsis, 2360 nucleotides. RefSeq names its product pleckstrin homology domain-containing family M member 1 (gene Plekhm1). Bases 70 to 2049 code for a protein of 659 amino acids. NCBI's taxonomy places the organism in Eukaryota, Metazoa, Arthropoda, Insecta, Diptera, Ceratopogonidae. The record is from RefSeq and is a predicted model, not a curated record. The transcript has 4 exons.
AACAAAAUUGAAUCGAACUUCUUCUCCUCUUAUCACUUUUAAAUCCUGUGGAUUGUCUAAACUGGCAAAAUGAACUUUUUCACGUCGAACACACAAAUUAAAGAAGCCAAAGAUGAACGAGAUCGCCUUGUAAAACAAAAAAUAUUCACUUGUCUGCGAGAAAAUAUCGAAAUUAUCGUUCUCGAAGCUGAGCAAUCACUUAAUUCUAGUCAAGAUUACACUGAAUUCUGUUGUGGCUUGGAAGCUCUUUUCCUGCAUGGCCUCAAACACUCGCUCUUCAGCAUCACCGUGGAUUUUUUAUCGACUUCCAAUUUGGAUCGUCGUCCCGAACCGAGUUUCAUGAAUGUUCUCAUGACAAUUGCACAUCGUGACAUUAUCACGUCGUUGCAGCAAAAGACCCAACUGAAUUCCGACAUUGCCUAUUGUCGGGCGUUCAUUCGCCAGAUUUUGAAUGAUAACACCUUGUCGAGUUACUUGACGAUGAUUGUCAAUAGUCCGCGAACCCUUACUUCGUAUUAUUACAAAUACGCCUUUUUGCGAGAUAAAGUACUCGUUUUGAGUAUUUUGAAGUUAAUUGAACCCAUGGAGACAAAAGCGGCAUUUAAGUUCAAUAUCAACACGAGUUUGUUGAAUCAAUGGCCCAACAUGACACUCGAACUCUCGGGAAUUUGGUCGGUUGCGAGAAAAUCCCUUCAAAUUGACAAUGCCGAGGAUGUGGCAAGUUCCCUGCCGAAAGAUCACGAAAGUUACCUUCGACGUUACACAAAAACGCCUGCCAUCGAGUUUAGUGUGAGUCCCGCGGCGAGUGCAUGUUCCGACAAAAUGACCCCCAGCUCCGUCGAAGAUGCUUGUUUGACGGAAACGUACAGCGAACGUCCCAGUUUGUUGCUUUUUCCGCCACGAUUGCACGACGAAGACCAAGUUAGCAUGUCAGACUCGCAAAUUCUCAUGGAUGACGAUGGAAUUCGCACGGCAAUCUCGCCGCAAGUGUCUCCAAUGUCGCCGGAACACACGCCAGACAUCGAUUCGGCGGGAAAUCGACGAGAAACGGACCUGGAUAAAUACGAUUUGAGCACGUUGCUGGAAAAGUACAAGACGCACAACGAAAAAAGUGUGGAAAAGAAGGCACAACCGGGAAUCAAAGAGGUUUGGAGUAAUUUUGAGUCGAAUAUGAUCAAGGUGAAGGAAGAUGACGACAGUGAAAAGGGCGAAAGUGAAGAUGAUUGGGAUAAAAUGGACCCAAAUAGCUUUUACAAGAGCAAAAAGUACAAAUUAGUGGAUUUACAACCGCUCGUCGAACAGUUGUGCAUGCUAACGAACGAAGUAGGACUCGAUGGACAGGAUUUCAAAUGCAAAAAAUGCUCGACGCCCAUCAGUAUCGACUUUGAAGGCACUCAAAUUUGUUCAUUUUCUGGGUACUAUUACUGUGAUAACUGCAUGAGCAAAGACCUUUGUAUCAUUCCGUCGCGCGUCAUUUACAACUGGGACUUUCGUAAAUAUAACGUGAACGCAGAUGCUGCCAAUUUUUUCAAGGAAUUUCGUUAUGAGCCCUUCAUUGACAUCGAUAAACUAAAUCCUGAUUAUACGAAAAUUAAAAUGAUGCAUCGUCUUAAAAAUCUUCGGUUGAAGCUCAAUUCCAUGAGUCAGUACAUGAUAAAUUGCGAAACUGUCACAAAUACGUUCAAAGAAAUGCUUGGAUAUCGCGAAUAUUUCUUCAAUUUCGUCCAUAAAUACUCAAUAGCGGAUUUUGAGAUGCUCGCUGACGGGCAAUUUGAGAAUAUGUUGAGCAGUGCAGUGGAUUUUGGGUUCAAACAUAUCCUGAAUUGCCAGUUGUGUAGUCAGCAGGGAUUUAUUUGCGAAAUUUGCUCGGAUCAGACGAUUAUUUAUCCGUUUGACUUGGAUAAUACUGUGCAGUGCACGGAAUGCUCGAAUUUGUAUCAUAAAAUGUGUUAUACGACGGGAACGAGUUGUAGCAGGUGUGAGAGGAAGAAAAAACGGCUGGAGAGCAUGAAUGAGGAAGCCGGCGUUGAGGAGUGUGUUGAAAAUUGAAUUAAAUGUUUUUUUUAUCGAAUCUACUUUAAGGGGAAAGUUGAGAAAAUAUUUUUGACAGAUGAGAAUUUUAUGUUAAAAUUUAAUUUUUUAACAAUUUUUUCUAAUUUUGCUUAAAAACGUUCAAUUUAGAAACAUAAAUUUGAUUUAAAAUUAAAAAUCUACUUAAUUUUUGACAACCAAAUUUAUGACAGAUGUCAAAUUUUUGAUAUUAACUAAAUUGUUGAACAAUUUAGAAUUUAUUUUGUAACAAAAAUACGAAAAAAGUUCAUUUUAAAGAAAAAUUGGUUAAAAAAUUUAAAUUUUCAUCA